AUGCUUGGCACACCGUACCGCUACCCCUUCCUUUCCUUCACAGAUGCCGGGUGCUCCCAGCCCAUCACCACCACCGUGGACCCUUCAUGUGUAGCGCAACCUCCCUCUAGUCACAAUCAAGCAGCGCGUGGUAACCAUCUUGCCCGCUGCAAGGACCCACGAGCCAACCACGAUGUUUCUCUGAUGGUCGGCAUGCCGUGGCCAUACCUUGCCGCUAUCAACUCCCCACCUCGCCUCGGCCCUCUUUCGCCAGUGGCCAAACUGCUGGCAAUGCAGGUCCCCAAAGUGCCACGGUAG
Molecule: messenger RNA, 297 nt
Organism: Plenodomus lingam JN3
Lineage: Eukaryota; Fungi; Ascomycota; Dothideomycetes; Pleosporales; Leptosphaeriaceae
Source: RefSeq, a predicted model, not a curated record